UAAAAUUUUUUUCUCAAGUUUCAACAGAUAUUUAUAAGACGACGCCGAAGUGAUUUCAUAGAGAAAUUUUAAUUCAGUGAUACCUUUACGCUUAGUUUAGUGUUAAAACUUGUACUUGUGUUUCAAAUAUGGUUGGAAAAAGUUUGCACAAAGCGAUUACCGUGAUCAGCUUUAUAUUAUUGGCGAUUUUCAUAUAUCCUAUAGUGCUUAUAGUAUCCUCUAUAGUUACCAAUAUUGAAAGUUGCCGACGCAAAAAGGAAAAAUCUAUUAAAAAUGAAGUGGCCGUUGUCACUGGUUCAGCAAGUGGAUUGGGUAAAAAUAUCGCCAUAGAAUUAGCGGCGAGAGGUUGCCAUGUUGCUAUAUGUGAUAUCAAUUACGACUUGGCUGUGACGACAGCUAAAGAAAUCGCCGAGAAAUAUGGCGUCAAAGCAAAAGCUUAUAAGGUGGACGUCAGCAAAUACGAUGAAAUUGUGGAACUCAAUGAAAAGCUAACCAAUGACAUUGGCUUCGCCACUAUACUCGUGAAUAAUGCAGGCUUACUGAUGCAUUCAGAUAGGCUGAAGCCCACAGUGAAGGAAAUUGAAGCGAUGAUUAAUGUUAAUUAUACUUCACAUUUCUGGACAAACCGCGUGUUCAUGGAGAAUAUGAAGCGUGCUAGGAAAGGUUAUCUUAUGGCUAUGUGCUCUAUAGCCGGCCUACAAGCAUUCGCGCAGGCCGAACCGUAUUCCAGCACUAAGUUCGCUGUACGUACCCUAAUGCGAAUAUUGCGGGCCGAACUAAAGAUUGAAGGCUUCAGGUGUAUUCACCUUACUACCGUAUUUCCAUAUUUUAUUCGAACUAACGCUAGGGUUACCCAGUUGGCUGAAGAAGGAGGCUUCACUAAGGUAAUUCCAUUACUAGAAAGUGAAGAAGUCGCACAGAGAGCUGUAUCGGGAAUGUUAUGUGGAGAAGUAGAGGUUAUCAUACCCAGUUUCACUGCCCUCAUCUAUCGUCUCUUAGUACUUUUGCCACAACGAGUUCAAGAUUAUUUGACUGCUGCAAAUGUUAGCACAUCAAACAAUAUUUAAAACCACAAGGACAAUAACAAGCAAAGCAGGCCUAAGUUCGAGGGCAGCUGAAGUCACUAUGCGGUGGCUGAAAUAUUGUGUAUCGUGGACCGAUUCCACUCAUUCUCGGCACUAAACUAAGCUUUGUAUAAGAUAAAGCAAUCACUUAAUUUUGUUAAGAUAUCUUACAUACCUAUCAAUAUAUUAGGCAUAAAGAGGGUAGGAUUAAGUACCGAAUCAAUUAUAUUUAUCUAGACAUUUAGAUACUAAAAAAUUCUGGCGGAGA
Bactrocera dorsalis (oriental fruit fly) is the source of this 1332-nucleotide messenger RNA. RefSeq names its product short-chain dehydrogenase/reductase family 16C member 6. The transcript has 6 exons. The coding region runs from base 129 to 1067 and encodes 312 amino acids. Gene Ontology annotation, cellular component: lipid droplet. Lineage: Eukaryota; Metazoa; Arthropoda; Insecta; Diptera; Tephritidae. Gene Ontology annotation, molecular function: oxidoreductase activity, acting on the CH-OH group of donors, NAD or NADP as acceptor. The record is from RefSeq and is a predicted model, not a curated record.